Messenger RNA from Fusarium coffeatum, 1764 nucleotides. RefSeq lists its product as uncharacterized. Lineage: Eukaryota; Fungi; Ascomycota; Sordariomycetes; Hypocreales; Nectriaceae. Gene Ontology annotation, molecular function: DNA-binding transcription factor activity; sequence-specific DNA binding; phosphorelay response regulator activity. Gene Ontology annotation, biological process: regulation of DNA-templated transcription; phosphorelay signal transduction system. The coding region runs from base 1 to 1764 and encodes 587 amino acids. The record is from RefSeq and is a predicted model, not a curated record. The transcript has 7 exons.
AUGUCUGCCGGCGACGGAACGUCAACCCCUGGGGUUGGUGGCAGCAAUGCCAGCGAAUUUGUCCGCAAGCUCUACCGAAUGCUCGAGGACCCGGCGCAUCAAGAUGUUGCUAGAUGGGGCAAAGAUGGUGACACCUUCGUCGUUGUCGAGAACGAAAAAUUUACUCGUUCCAUCCUUCCUAAGCACUUUAAGCACAGCAAUAUGGCCAGUUUCGUCCGACAACUGAAUAAGUAUGAUUUUCACAAAGUGCGACAAACAAAUGAUAGCGGCUCUUCGGCCAACGGCGCCAACACUCUCGAAUUCAAGCAUCCCAAUUUCAGAGUGGGCAGUAAAGAUGAUCUUGAUAACAUUCGUCGAAAGGCUCCCGCCCCUAGGAGAACACAGGCCACAGAGGAUUUCACUACCAGCCAUCACAUCAGUGUCAUGACCGAACAGCUCACUGCCACACAGCAGCAAGUGCAACAGCUCCAGGAAUUGUUCACCGAAGUUUCCCAGACAAACCGACUUCUCGUCAACGAAGUCCUGACGCUGCAAAAGAUGCUCAAUGCGCAGAAGCAAUCCCAGCACGAAAUGCUCAACUACCUGGCACCUUCCAGCAACCGUCAUCAGCAGAGUAUGCACCUCAACGUCGGCACAUCUCCUCUAGACGGUAGUGAUGACUCGGCACCUGAAUUGAGACGGGCUCGCGAGCUUCUGUCUAGCGUGACACCUGAUCAGAUUGCCGACCGGGAGUUGGAACGUCUUCAGGGUGUGUAUGGGUCUCCAGCCGAUUCUGCUGUCGUCAUCCCACAAGCCUCGAUGCCCAUGAUGCAUGAUCCGAUGAACGACAUCAAUCGCUAUCCCGUUUACCCAGUGGGCCAGACUGUUGGUAUUGAUCCUUUCCACUCGGACCACAUCCACAAGAUUCCUUAUGCGAUGCCAAACGAUUCGAGCGCCAAUGCCAUGCAGGAAGUGCCUGCCCCUCAACCCAUCAACAUCCAGACCCACGCAAACUCCAAUUCGUCGACUAACUCGGCUCUCACCUGGGCAUCGCGGAAGCCCAGAAUCUUCCUUGUGGAAGAUGACCCGACCUGUGCUAAAAUUGGUAUCAAGUUCCUUAAGUCGAUGGGAUGUGAGGUUGAGCAUGCUCAAAACGGAGCGGAUGCUUAUAGCCGUAUCACAAGUGUUGCCCGUGAUCACUUUGACAUGAUCUUUAUGGACAUCAUCAUGCCUAAGCUGGACGGUGUCUCGACCACCAUGUACAUCCGACAAGACUGUCCUGCCAUCCCCAUCGUCGCUAUGACAUCUAAUAUCCGAUCCGACGAGGUUCACUGUUAUUUCGAACAUGGAAUGAACGGUGUCCUGGCUAAGCCUUUCACCAAGAGCGGAAUGCAGAAGAUUGUCGAGAAUCACUUGAGCUAUCUUCUUAAGGGCUACGAUCCUUCGACUCAGCAAGAGUCCGGCUCAGGAUAUGUAGUUGGCGGCGCAGGUUACAUGAACCCUCCCAGCAACUUGAACACACCAGGUGGAACAGCUUUCAAGUUCGAGACAACACCUACACCUCCAGCAACUGGUGCGACUUGGUCCCCAGGUCAGAUGCCCCAGCAAUCUCCCCUGAAUACGGGAAUGGAUCAAGGGUAUGGCAUGGUUAACGGCGCGAACCAAUACGGCUUGACACCCACGAGUGCGAGCAGAGCCAGCUUCCCUGGAAACAUUUCACAAAGUAAUCAAGGACGCAUGGAUGGCCAAAGUCCUCCCGAAAAGAGACAGCGCACUUAUGUCUGA